AUGGAGUCUCCGUGGUGUCCCGUGGUCGUCCUCACGUUGGCCGUCUGGCUUUGCUGCUUUGCACCCGCCUGCGCCGACGGAAGCUAUGGAUGCCUGUUUGAAGACGAGCUUUGCCGAGCUUAUGAGUUCUGCGUCAACGAUGGAGUUUUCGGGAGGUGUCAGGAGCUGGCCGUCGCAGACCUGAACACGUACGACGUGUCUUCCUCCGGCUUGCUGCGCCUGAGGACUCUCUUGCAGAAACUAGCUCACAGAGGUCUGACAUGGCAGGAUGACAUCACCCAGCAGGUCAUCUCCCAAGAGCUCUCCAAGCUGAGGAGCCAUCAGGCAGCAUCGGAGGCGCCAUUCGGGUCCUACGACAUAGUCACGGGCAGGAAUGGGAGACCCGGCCAGGCAGAGCUGAACAGGAACCUUCAGCGCUUCCUUAAAGGCUUGCAGUUCCUGCCACAGCUCCAGCCUGGAGUCCAACAAAAGGCAGUUAGCACUCAGAAUGAUGGCAUCAGCGAUGACAGCCCUUCCGAUCGUGCUCCGCCAAAGUCAGGCUGGAAAGAGACCAGCAUUUACAGCCUCCAAAAGGGACCGGACCAAGCUCCCAUCACCAAGGUCAUCUCAAAAAGUGGCGAGGGCAGGCACCCUAAACUUAGCGCCCCCUACAAGCCCCUCUCUAACCAACUGGACCAGCUCCUUGGGGGAAGGGAACCGCCCGAGUCGAACGGAAAGCUCCGCUACCUUGGCUACGUGCGCCCGCCUCCAGAUGAGAUUCGAGUAGAUUUUGGUUCGAAAGCCCCAAAACCCAAUCUGGAUGGACUUUUGUUCAGGAGUGGGUCUGGCCAAUUGACUGCCAAGAAGCCCUCUCAUGUUAUGAAUGACCGGUUAAUGCAGGAUAUGAUGAACCAUUUGGGAGGGCACAACUUCAAUAUGGACCCAUUGAUGGCCAAAGACCUUAACCACCUGGCUGAUGUCAUCACCGGAGUUCUGCAAGAAGCUGAGGUGAGGCAACCUGAUCCCGAGGCGCAGCCAGGACCGGGAACCGCUAUGUCUGACCAGGUCACGGAUGGAGACCGGGAGCAAGUGGCUGCUGUGGAAUCGAACAAAGUCUUGGAUACGAAACCAAACAAAGUGCUGGUUGUCAAACAGAAGGUCCCUUCCAGAUUUCGACAAGGUAGCCAACAAGAAGAUAGUGCAGCUGACAAGGAGCCUGUUGACAAGCAUACUGCCAUUUUCUCCAAGCUCCUCAACUAUCUUGACAAGUUUGAUGAUUCCCCUGAUGUUCAACCUGUUACUGGUGAAAAAGCAGUGGGCCUGGAGAGCAUCCAUAGUCGAACCACGCAGUCCCAAAGUGCCAAGAAAGUCUUCUCUGCACCCGCCAGGGAAGACUCCAGCUUGCGGUUGAUCAGUGGUGCGACGCCCGAUGCCCAACAAUCUGACUCUGAGAUGGUGAAGUGGAUGCAAAAGCCUGCCGCCAAUGACGUGAAGAUCAAAACUCAGUUGGUCCACGUCGGACUGAAAGAGUUUUCCAGCAGAGGAAAGGACAGACAUUUUGGUUACAUCAUAACUGGCUCAGACUCCCUCACCUCUGACCAGGCCAUGGACUUGAUGGAACGACUCACCCAGGAGCUGAAACUCCAUGCCGCAGACCUCACGCAGCUCUCUGUUCUCGGCCCGGCGUUGACUUUCCGGGUCGGGCCCAACCCUGCCAACGUAACCACAGCAGAUCUGGUGCAAGUGGCCGUUCAACAGAAGCAGCAGCUGGAGAAGGAGACGGGCCUGAAAAUCGUGGAGGCUGGAGUCAGUGACAGGGGCAGCCUGAGCCGCAUCCCCGUGGUGAAAGAGACCCGCGUGGAGUCAGGCCAAUUGGUGGUUCUCUCGGUCCUUUGCGUGCUCUUCAUCCUGGUGGUGCUGUUGGUGUCUGCCACCUUCUUCUGCGUGCGCCAGCGCUCCCACCUGCGCAUUAAAGAGAAACUCUCCAGCUUGGGCACUGAUACUGGCAACGAUGCCACGGCAACCUAUCAGGAGUUGUGUCGCCAACGCAUGGCUAUCCGGGCGUCAGAGCGUGUGGAGCGUCCAGAGACGCUGCGCCACUCGCGCCUCAACAGUGUGUCGUCCCAGUUCAGCGAUGGGCCCGGAGCGGGAAGCCCAUCCACGCGUAGCAGCACAUCCUCCUGGUGCGAGGAGCCUGUCCCGUCCAACAUGGACAUCUCCACUGGGCACAUGAUACUGUCGUACAUGGAGGACCACUUGAAGAACAAGAACCGUCUGCAGCGCGAGUGGGAGGCGCUGUGCUUGUAUCAAGCGGAACCAGCCACCUGCAACGUGGCCCGGAGCGAGCAGAGUGUCAGGAAGAACCGCUCGGAUGCCGUGCUAGCGUAUGAUCAUUCCAGGAUCACCUUGAAAGCAGAGAAUAACCAUAGCGGCUCCGAUUACAUCAAUGCCAGCCCAAUUAUGGACCACGACCCCCGCAACCCCACUUACAUCGCCUCGCAGGGCCCGCUUCCCUCCACCGUGGCCGACUUCUGGCAGAUGGUGUGGGAGAGCGGCUGCGUGGUCGUCGUCAUGCUCACCCCUGUUUCGGAGAACGGCGUCAAGCAGUGUCACCACUACUGGCCGGAUGAGGGAUCGGAUGUCUACCAUUUCUACGAGGUGAACCUCGUGUCCGAGCAUAUCUGGUGCGAAGACUUCCUCGUUCGGAGCUUCUACCUGAAGAACCUGCACACCAACGAGACGCGCACCGUCACCCAAUUCCACUUCCUGUCCUGGAUGGACCGCGGCGUUCCCAACUGUGCGCGCACCCUCUUGGACUUCCGCAGAAAGGUUAACAAGUGCUACCGGGGUCGAUCUUGCCCGAUUAUUGUUCACUGCAGUGACGGCGCCGGCAGGAGCGGGACAUACAUUUUGAUCGACAUGGUCCUCAACAGGAUGGCCAAAGGUGCGAAAGAGAUUGAUAUUGCCGCGACCCUGGAGCACUUGAGAGACCAGAGAGCCGGCAUGGUCCACACAAAGGAGCAGUUUGAGUUUGCGCUGACGGCCGUGGCCGAGGAGGUCAACGCCAUCCUCAAAGCGAUGCCCCAGUGA
This is a messenger RNA of Nerophis lumbriciformis (worm pipefish), 3069 nucleotides long. NCBI's taxonomy places the organism in Eukaryota, Metazoa, Chordata, Actinopteri, Syngnathiformes, Syngnathidae. The record is from RefSeq and is a predicted model, not a curated record.